Messenger RNA from Dipodomys ordii (Ord's kangaroo rat), 2019 nucleotides. RefSeq names its product early B-cell factor 2 (gene Ebf2). The record is from RefSeq and is a predicted model, not a curated record. Gene Ontology annotation, molecular function: DNA-binding transcription factor activity, RNA polymerase II-specific; RNA polymerase II cis-regulatory region sequence-specific DNA binding. The transcript has 14 exons. Gene Ontology annotation, biological process: regulation of transcription by RNA polymerase II. The coding region runs from base 151 to 1434 and encodes 427 amino acids. Lineage: Eukaryota; Metazoa; Chordata; Mammalia; Rodentia; Heteromyidae.
GGGAAUGAGAAGACCAACAAUGGCACCCACUACAAGUUACAGCUCCUGUACAGCAAUGGUGUUCGAACGGAGCAGGACCUCUAUGUGAGGCUCAUUGACUCGGUCACCAAGCAGCCCAUAGCUUACGAGGGACAAAAUAAGAAUCCUGAGAUGUGCCGAGUUCUCCUGACACACGAAGUCAUGUGCAGUCGGUGUUGCGAAAAGAAAAGCUGCGGAAACCGAAAUGAGACACCUUCCGACCCGGUUAUCAUCGACAGAUUCUUUUUAAAAUUUUUCCUCAAGUGCAAUCAGAAUUGUUUGAAAACAGCGGGAAACCCCAGGGACAUGAGACGGUUUCAGGUGGUGUUGUCGACCACGGUGAAUGUGGAUGGACACGUGCUGGCUGUCUCGGACAACAUGUUCGUCCACAACAAUUCCAAGCACGGGCGGAGAGCGAGGAGGCUCGACCCAUCUGAAGCUACCCCUUGCAUCAAAGCCAUCAGCCCGAGUGAGGGCUGGACCACGGGCGGCGCUAUGGUCAUCAUCAUUGGCGACAACUUCUUCGAUGGUCUCCAAGUGGUGUUUGGCACCAUGCUCGUGUGGAGCGAGCUGAUAACCCCCCAUGCCAUCCGUGUGCAGACCCCUCCCCGGCACAUCCCUGGCGUUGUGGAAGUGACAUUAUCUUACAAAUCCAAACAGUUCUGCAAAGGAGCACCAGGAAGAUUCAUUUACACAGCACUCAAUGAACCCACCAUUGAUUACGGCUUCCAGAGGCUGCAGAAAGUCAUCCCCAGGCACCCUGGGGAUCCUGAGAGAUUAGCGAAGGAAAUGCUGUUGAAGAGAGCUGCUGACCUUGUGGAGGCCCUAUACGGCACACCCCACAAUAACCAGGACAUCAUUUUGAAGCGAGCUGCAGACAUCGCGGAGGCUCUGUACAGCGUGCCCAGGAACCCCAGUCAGAUCCCAGCUCUCUCCAGCUCGCCAGCGCACGGUGGCAUGAUGGGCAUCAAUUCUUACGGCAGCCAGCUGGGGGUCAGCAUCUCAGAGUCAACACAAGGAAAUAAUCAAGGUUACAUUCGAAACACAAGCAGCAUCUCCCCGCGGGGUUACUCCUCCAGCUCCACACCUCAGCAGUCUAAUUACAGUACCUCCAGCAACAGUAUGAACGGCUACAGCAACGUCCCCAUGGCCAAUCUGGGUGUGCCGGGGUCCCCGGGAUUCCUGAACGGCUCCCCCACCGGCUCCCCUUACGGAAUCAUGUCCUCCAGCCCCACCGUUGGCUCGUCCAGCACGUCCUCCAUCCUCCCGUUUUCCUCUUCAGUUUUCCCUGCUGUGAAACAGAAGAGUGCCUUCGCCCCUGUCAUCAGGCCCCAAGGCUCCCCGUCCCCAGCUUGCUCCAGUGGUAACGGAAAUGGAUUCAGAGCCAUGACCGGACUCGUCGUACCCCCGAUGUGAAGCAGAGCGAGUCCUGCUUUCUCAUAGCACAAAACUACUUAUUCUGAUGGACCAAUAAUGAGGAAAGCACUCUGAGCUCUUUGGGGGAGAGUUGCGCUCCCCUCCCCCCGCCCAAGUGGACGUGAUGGACAGAUCUGGGAAGGCAAAAUCCGUCAUCUUUCUUGGUCUCACAUUUCUCCUGUAGCUUUGCCAAUAGCUACACAAACUGACCCCUUUGGGGACCAGGACAAAAGAUGUCAUUGACAUGGUCAGUGCUGAGAGCAGAAAUGCAAUGCUUUGUUAUGAACAUUAUGGGGGGGAAAGAAAACCACCUUCCUGUGUUUGUAAAAUAUUUAAGAAAAAAAUUGGCAAACAAUUCAUGCUUAAUAUUUUGGAUACUAUUUGUUUUUCUUUGUAGGAAAAAAGUUGAAAGUUUCUAUUUUCUAUGAAGCCUUUCAGAUACCAAUUUAGUUUAUGCAGAAAAAAAAACAUUGAACAAAACAGGGUACCAGCAUGGAAGACUUUCUUAAAAAAAAAAAAAAGAAACCUGAAUUGAAUGAUGAAAUGUUGUAUGUGUGUUUCCUUAUAGUUUAAUCUCUUAAAAAA